Molecule: messenger RNA, 462 nt
Organism: Fusarium mangiferae
Lineage: Eukaryota; Fungi; Ascomycota; Sordariomycetes; Hypocreales; Nectriaceae
Exons: 1
Coding region: 1-462 (153 amino acids)
Source: RefSeq, a predicted model, not a curated record
AUGACUUCUCAAGAAAACGCGCCUAAGACCCCGUCAAAAAACAUCGAGGAAUUUCUCCAACGACAUCCUCAAGUCCGCACCGGCACCGCCGCAAAGGCAGAACUAGACCAUCUCCACGAACACGGCGAUACAUUCUGUGUCAUAAACAAACUCUACGACAACGCAAUUCUUCACAAAGACUACGACCCAGACUCUCUCAAGCUCAUCUUUGCUUUCGCGUACGUCAACGAUGAGCAGGCAAUGGCUAAUUACAUGGAAGGCGCUGGAGAAGACGAUAGCGUCUUGUGCGAUUGUGAAGUUGGGAGGGAAGAAGGUCCGGAUCAUCAUCUCCAUGAGUUUGUGAGGGCUACGGUGCCGGACUGUAAGGUCCACAAGGAGAAUGAUGAGCCAGAUCCUGGGUGCUCGGAUUGUUGGCCGGUUCAUUGUGGGAGUAAUUGUCGGGGGGUUGAGGGGUUUGAGUGA